CACAAAACUACUAUUAAAUUGGGGAAAACUCUAAAUAGUUUUCUCUCAAAAUUUAAUGGUUAAUUUUUAGAUUUCAUUGCGAUACAAUCCGUAUGGUCUACAGUAAUGUCAUUUUGCUACAUAAUGCUACAGGUGACCCUAUCAGGAUUGCUGAAUUUCAUAGACGGACUAUGGUCGAGCUGUGGGGACAAGAGGAUCAUCAUCUUCACCACCAACCACAAAGAAAAACUGGACCUGGCGCUGCUGCGUCCAGGGCGGAUGGACGUGCACGUCCACAUGUCCUAUUGCACUCCAUGUGGAUUUAGAGUUCUGGCUGCCAAGUACAUCGGAAUAGAAGAUGACGAGCUCUUCGGAGAAAUUGCGGAGGCAAUCAGGACGACGGAGGUGACCCCAGCAGAGGUGGCGGAGCAGUUAAUGAGAAACGAUGAUGAUCUCGACGCCCUGCUUAAUGACCUAAUCCAAUUUCUUAACGUGAAGAAGAGGGAAAAUGAGGAGGCAAAGGCCAAGAAGAAUAGUGCACAACAAGAAUCGAUGGCUAGUGAAGGAGGGCAAACCGAAGAAGAAGAGAACGAAAGUAGAGAAUUAAUUUAGUAUAUGUCAGGAUUAGAUUAAGUGUACUGUUAAGGCCACAAAAAAAAAUGAUUAAGUGUACUGUUUUUAAUUAAAGUUAUUUUUCUGACAUGUCAGUGUUUUGUUGAGAUUAGUUAAUGCAAGUUUUGUUUCCUUGGGUGAAGUUAGUUAAUGAAAAUUGAAACUUGAA
Rubroshorea leprosula is the source of this 760-nucleotide messenger RNA. NCBI's taxonomy places the organism in Eukaryota, Viridiplantae, Streptophyta, Magnoliopsida, Malvales, Dipterocarpaceae. The record is from the annotation of a GenBank genome assembly.